Amyelois transitella is the source of this 560-nucleotide messenger RNA. RefSeq names its product larval cuticle protein A2B (gene CPR69). The transcript has 2 exons. Lineage: Eukaryota; Metazoa; Arthropoda; Insecta; Lepidoptera; Pyralidae. The record is from RefSeq and is a predicted model, not a curated record. Bases 32 to 481 code for a protein of 149 amino acids. Gene Ontology annotation, cellular component: extracellular matrix.
GACUGUGAUAUCCUAUUCUAAGCAGACAGACAUGGACACCAAGAUUGUAGUAUUCAUCUUUUUUGUUGGCGCUGUGAGCGCCGGCGUCAUCGCACCAAUCGCUCCCGUACCCCUGGCCAGGGUUGACCCCCUACCUCAAUACUCCUACGGUUACGAUGUUCAAGACGCACUCACUGGCGACUACAAGGGUCACACAGAGCAAAGGAACGGAGACCUGGUGACAGGAUCCUACACAGUGGUGGAUCCCGACGGCACCAGGAGGAUCGUGGACUAUGCCGCUGAUCCUCUGAACGGUUUCAACGCGGUCGUGCGCCGUGAACCGUUAGUAGUAGCUGCGCCUGCGAGAGUCGUUGCUCCUGCCCCAGUCGUUGCCCCUGCCCCCGUUGUUGCCCCAGCCCCUGUUUACCCCCGAGCACCAAUCUUCGCCCCAGCUCCAGCACCACUAUUGGCCCCGAGAUUUCCUAGUCCCUAUUACUUCUAGAUGAAUUAUUACAAUUUUGUUGUUUUAUUUUUGUACUUAUAGGAUUUUUAUGACUGUUAUUUAUAUUAUUAAAAGAAUU